Messenger RNA from Ceratitis capitata (Mediterranean fruit fly), 3241 nucleotides. It is a transcript of the gene GCS2alpha, whose product is annotated as neutral alpha-glucosidase AB. The transcript has 9 exons. The record is from RefSeq and is a predicted model, not a curated record. Gene Ontology annotation, biological process: N-glycan processing; carbohydrate metabolic process. Bases 209 to 2944 code for a protein of 911 amino acids. Lineage: Eukaryota; Metazoa; Arthropoda; Insecta; Diptera; Tephritidae. Gene Ontology annotation, molecular function: alpha-glucosidase activity; carbohydrate binding.
AUAUGUGUGACUGCGCUUGUGUGUUUCAAUCAGCGAAACCAACUGCAAGGGAAAAUAUUUAUUUUACCAGCAAUACUCAUGUAAAAUAUUGAAUAAUAUCGAAAAAAAUUAGUUUGCUAUAUACAAAAUUAUAACUGUUGUGUUAAGACAAACGAAAAGAAUCGCUUGAAAUAGUUCAGCGUUAUCGCUGCUGAUUUGCUACGUCAACAUGCGUUUGGCAAUAUUUCUUUUAAUAUUGUGCAUAUUCGAGUAUGCAGUCGCUGUAGACCAAACUAAUUUUAAGACAUGUGACCAAAGCAGCUUUUGCAGGCGUUGCCGCAAUGUUAAGCCGGAUAACACCAAAUUCGCAUUGGUGCCAGGUACACUGAACAUUUACUCAGACUCCAUAACAGCAGAUCUGCAACAUAAGGAUAACAAACAUUUGUUCAGCUUGAAAUUGGAAGGCAUUGAGAAGGGCGAUACUUUCCGUUUGUUGAUCGAUGAGAAAACACCUUUGAAGCCACGCUACAGGGUUGUGGACUCACUAAAAGAAAUACCGAAACCAGGGAGCAUUAAAGUACAAGAAGGUCAAGGUGAAUUAACUAUUACUUCGGGCUCGAACAAAGCUGUGGUCGUUGCCGAUCCUUUCCGCAUCGAUUUCUAUCAAAAUAAUGUUCUUACCGUUUCCGUUAAUGCGAAGGGUCUCAUGACUUUUGAACAUUUGCGUCCGAAACCACAAGAAUUGGGCACAGACAGCCCUGAUGCCAAUGAAGUGAAGAGUUCUGAUGAAAUCACCGAUCCAGGUGCUUGGGAGGAAAAUUUCAAAUCUCAUCAUGAUUCAAAACCUUACGGACCUGAGGCUGUGGCACUCGACUUUUCAUUCCCUGAAGCAGAAGUGCUCUUCGGUAUACCCGAACACGCAGAUUCAUUUGUUUUAAAAUCAACAUCGGGCACAGAUCCCUACCGUUUGUAUAAUACUGAUGUGUUCGAAUACAUACUCGAUAGCAAGAUGGCGUUAUAUGGAUCAGUGCCAGUAUUAUAUGGUCAUGGACCAAAACGUACUGCUGGAGUUUUCUGGCAAAAUGCUGCCGAAACAUGGGUUGACAUCUACACCGCUGAAAAGAAUGUAGUUUCCUCAAUUGUUAAUUUCGUAUCAGGCUCCAGCAAGACUGAUCCACCAGCCGCUCACUUCAUGUCUGAAUCGGGCAUUAUUGAUGUCUUCAUACUGUUGGGUCCCUCACCAAUAGACGUAUUCAAACAAUAUACCGAACUUACUGGCUCAGGACCAUUGCCGCAAAUGUUUGCACUUGCCUAUCAUCAGUCCCGUUGGAACUAUAAUAGUGAAGAUGAUGUGGAAGAAGUUUCAGCUAAAUUCGACGAAUAUGAUAUACCAAUGGACACAAUGUGGUUGGAUAUUGAAUACACCGAUGGCAAGAGAUACUUCACUUGGGAUAAAUUUAAGUUCAGCAAUCCACUUGGCAUGUUUAGAAACUUGAGUAAAUUGGGUCGUCACAUGGUCAUCAUUAUUGAUCCACAUAUCAAGCGCGAUGACCAGUAUUUCUUCCAUAAAGAUUGUACUGAACGUGGUUUAUACACAAAGACAAGGGAGGGCAAAGACUAUGAAGGUUGGUGUUGGCCUGGUGCUGCUAGCUACCCAGAUUUUUUCAAUCCCGAAGUCCGUGCCUACUAUGCUAGCCAAUAUUUACCUUCAAAUUUUAAAACUGUCACUGCCGAUGUCAUGAUCUGGAAUGACAUGAACGAGCCUUCAGUUUUUAACGGUCCCGAAGUGACAAUGCCCAAGGAUAUGAUUCACUAUGGCAAUUGGGAACAUCGCGAUGUACAUAAUUUGUACGGUCACAUGCAUGUGAUGGGCACAUUCGACGGCUUACUCGGCCGGGAUCCUAAUCAACGUCCAUAUAUUUUGACCCGCUCUCAUUUCGCUGGUACUCAACGUUAUGCAAGCAUUUGGACUGGUGAUAAUACGGCUGAUUGGGGUCACUUGCAACAUUCCCUGAAGAUGUGUCUGUCUGAAGCCGUUGCCGGUUUCUCGUUCUGUGGUGCUGAUGUUGGAGGCUUCUUUGGUAAUCCUGAUGCUGAGUUAUUUGCACGUUGGUAUCAGACCGGUGCUUUCUUACCAUUCUUCCGUGGUCAUGCUCACAUCGAUACGAAACGUCGUGAACCAUGGUUGUUCCCAGAAGAUACACGUUUGAUUGUACGCGAUGCAAUUCGCAAACGUUACGCUUUCUUGCCAUUAUGGUACACAAUGUUCUAUGAACAUGAAAUGACUGGCGAACCCGUUAUGCGACCACUGCUUGCACAUUAUCCACAGGAUAAGGAGGGGUACAAUAUUGAUUAUGAGUUCUUGCUGCAGGAUCGCUUGCUUGUGCGUCCAGUGAUGGAUCGUGGCGCGAGCAAAGUGAAUGUUUACUUCCCAUCCACUGAUGAUAAGAAGACUGGUGAUGUUUGGUAUGAUAUUAAUACACUGAAGAAGUAUACAAAUGCAGGCUAUGAGAGUUUACCCGUCGACAGCCGUACAAUUCCUGUCUUCCAACGUGGCGGUACUAUUAUACCCAAAAAGGAACGUAUACGUCGUGCUGCAACACUCAUGAAAAAUGAUCCAUAUACUCUGGUUGUGUGCUUGGAUCGCGCUGGUAAAGCCCAGGGUACACUCUAUAUCGACGAUGAGAAAUCAUACGCUUAUCGUAAAGGCGAAUUCAAUUAUCUUCUAUUUGAAUUCGAGAAUGGUCAAUUGAACGUAAACUUCAAGAGUAAACCAAAUUUCAAGACUACAGCUUGGAUUGAACGUGUUGUUAUAGCUGGUUUGGAUCGUACACCCAAGUCGGCUACUCUUAUCGUUGGUGGAGUCUCACAGGACCUCGAAGUUCUACCACACGAAGAAGGUGUCGCUAUACGCAAGCCUGGCAUCUCCGUAUUGGAGCUAUUUACGAUUAGAUUGAACUUCUAAGCUGGUCAAACAGUAACAAAAGCAAUUCCUAAAAGCUUAAAAAUUUCCCUUAGAUCAUAGCUCUUUUUAAUUUUGCAAAAAUGGUAUUCUUUUAAUUGACAAAAGCAUAUUUUCACGUGCUGUUUAGGAUUAGUUACGCUGCAUUUUUAAAUUUCAAAUAAAAAAAAUUAUAUAUGUAAUCUUAUUCAAAUUAGGGUUUGCAUUGUAGUAUUUCCCAAAUUGUCACAUUUCAAUAAAACUGAUGUAUUUCCCUCGAUUACAUAUUAAUAAAAAUGUGCACGCAAAAAUAAAAAUCAG